AUGGCUCGGGCUCUCUCACGUGGCAGCAUCAUCGCUAUAAGUCUUUGCAUCGUUGGCGCGGUCGCUCUGAUCACCAUAAUCAUACUAUUCCGGUGGCAGAAAGACAGACGUAGGCAGAAGACGAGGACCCUAAGGACCUGGCGCAAUGGCGUUCAGCCUGGUCAACGGGAGCCAGGACGCUUGAUACCGCUACAGAACUUCUCCCUGAACGACAACUUCGCGGAGGACGCCCAAGCCAUGCGAGGCACCACUAUACCCGGAGAACCGUCUCCAAGGGACACAGAACAAGAUCUCCACACGUCGCAGCAAUACCACGCAGGAAGAGAGCAGCGGGCCAGGCUGGCGGCUCUGGCGACGAACAACUUGACCCUCAACGACAACCUGCCAGUAGAUCGUAUCCUAGGAGCACUAGGCAACGGUGCCGACAUCGCAAAUGCGUCUGAGUCUAACAUUCCUCCCGGUGGCCCAGCCGUUCACCCUGAGUGGGCAGCUCGGAAAGCACUCCAAGCCGGGGAGAUGGAGGCUCAAGGCAAGUCCGAAUCAGAGAUCAUGUGCGCCAGCGAGAUGGAGAGUUCAAUCGCAGGCGCUGCGCCUGUCGAAGGCAGCAGUAUGGCACGCUGGCAGCGCGUCAUGGGCAACCAGGACAGUCAGGCACGUGGAUUGGGUCUUUCAUUCGGACAUCGGCGAACAAACCCCAUCUCGGUUACGAGACUGGCACCUCUGCGGCAAGACUCCGCUGAGUCCACCCCACCGCAACGCAUGGAGAGACCAACCCGCAUGUCCUCGCUCCGACCACCAGAGGCAAGACCAGCACAACAGCCCACGCCGCCACCACUCGCCCGUCUCGGCGCCAAUCGGCAGGUCACUCAACCCUUCUCAGAUGCCUCAGCCGCACCCUCCCCCCUCCGUCCCCAGCGCACCUUCCCCUCCUCGGCAGAGCGCCAAGGCAGCUCGCCACGUCCGGCACGGUACUACUUCGACCUAUACGACGCCGCCAUCUCCCCCCUCUCCCAACCGCUAGGGAUACAAAUCACGUCCGCCACCCCUCGUGCACCGUCCCCGAAUCCCGUUACUCAGCGGAGAGUUGAUCAACCGCAUCUCGAUGAGCGGUAUCUGGAGCCGCAGCCGGCGGACGCGGGCGUGUCGGAGCUGUCGGCGGUUUCGCUGAGUGAGACGGUCUUCCCGAGGAGGGGGGAGAGUGAAUCUGGGUGGGUGGGAACGGAGCUGAGUUUUGACCCGUGGAGGGAGAGGGUUGGUGGUGGUGGCGGCGGUAGGGGAGGGAGAUGA
Molecule: messenger RNA, 1287 nt
Organism: Coniosporium apollinis CBS 100218
Lineage: Eukaryota; Fungi; Ascomycota; Dothideomycetes
Exons: 2
Coding region: 1-1287 (428 amino acids)
Source: RefSeq, a predicted model, not a curated record